This is a messenger RNA of Opisthorchis viverrini, 669 nucleotides long. RefSeq lists its product as hypothetical. Gene Ontology annotation, molecular function: sodium channel activity. The record is from RefSeq and is a predicted model, not a curated record. Gene Ontology annotation, biological process: sodium ion transport. Gene Ontology annotation, cellular component: membrane. Bases 1 to 669 code for a protein of 222 amino acids. The transcript has a single exon. Lineage: Eukaryota; Metazoa; Platyhelminthes; Trematoda; Opisthorchiida; Opisthorchiidae.
AUGAGUCUACCCCACAUCCGUGUAGAAGAGGAAGUACAACCAAUUCAGUAUGAGGAGAGUCACACAAACCCAACAAACCGCCAAAUCAAGCCCAUACGAACAAAAAUAAAAAAGGAAUUGAUUUUGUUUUGCCAAACCACUACGAUACGUGGUGUCACCAGGGUGGUCAAUGCUCGGAGCAAGUCGUUUCAAAUUGUUUGGGCCAGUUCUGUACUGUUUCUUUUCAUCGGUCUGUUUAUUUGCAUGUUUUUCCUCACAAGACAAUACCUGGAAUAUCACGUGAUCCAUCCACCACAGGUGCUUCGUGACACACCAUCACCAUUUCCGUCAAUCACCUUGUGUAAUCUACGACCAUUGGCUUCGGAAGCAACCAAGGUUUUGGAGGAGUCACGCAUAAAGACUCCUAGAAAGUUUGCUAUGGAUGUGAACAGUUUCGCUGCAGAAGCAUUCUAUCACAAAGGAGACGUGCAUUCCUAUCAGCUGAUUACUAGUGCCAUUUCAAUGGGUGGUUAUCUGGAAAGUCUUCCACCGGAAAUCAGGCUGCAGUUAGGACAUCAUAUGAAUCAGACAAUAAUACACUGUAUGGUAAGUUUGGAAUUCCACAUCUUCAAAAUGACUUGUACGGAUAGUAUCUGUAGGAUUUCUGCCGGAGAAUACCUAUCUUUCUGA